UGUAUGACUUCUCAAACUGAACCAGGUCACAAUAGUUGGGCUACUAUUGGCGUAUUGUACUAUGUGUCGUUCUGAGUGAUAUGCUUUGGCUGAGAAAGACACUAAGACGGAAAUCCGGCACCGCUGUCGACUGGUCGUUACAGUGAAAGAAAGCCUGGUCAAUACUUUCGCAGUGACCAAUGACCAACAGAAGGAAUACACAAGCCUAGGAGGUAUCAGAGUGUUAAUUUUUGGCUCAGACGAUUCGUGGGUUGGAGAAUGCGUCCAGCAUUACAUUGAACGGAUGACGAUCGCUGAACUAAACUGGACUUACAAAUACCUGUAGGAAGGGGUAACCUAUUUGUCUUAUCCGGAUUAGCAUCAUUUCGCCUUACAUCACCUCGAGGCCCAACACCUGAAAAUGUUCUGGCCGCAUCCUACGACGGACGCGAUGUCCUCGACCACUGCGGAAACAUUCACCACAGCAAUAUCCUAUAAUAUCACUGCAGCACUCAUCAUAACAAACGGGACCGAGACGAACAUUGUGCUCUACUCGGCUGCACAACCUGCCUUCUUGGCUGUGACGAUCAUAAGCUGUCUCGCGGCGUUAUUGGGGAGUUCCCUGGUUGUGAUCAGCUAUGCCUGCUACCCGGAGACACGCAGCACGAGCAGGUUAUUAGUCGUCUUCAUCAGCGCUGCGGACUUUUUGAUAGCGCUUGGAAAUCUCAUCGGAGUUUUGCGCUAUCUAUAUAACUAUUUCCACAGGGUCUCGCACCAAUGCGACCCCACUCCUGCGGUCUGUCUCAUGCAAGCGAUCAUGACAAGCACGGGAGGAAUGUGGUCUUUCUUCUGGACGUUUUUCACGGCGGUAUAUCUGUAUGUCAUGGUUGUGAAGGGACGGACGUACUGGGUGGACAAAGCUAUACCGGCGGCGCAUGUCAUUGCAUGGGGUAUCCCAGUUGUUAUGGUCGCAAUUGCCUGGGGGCAGGGUGCGCUCGGUGAGGAUCUGUCCGAGGUGAGUGCGGGCUGGUGCUGGGUAAAAACCUGUUCCGGUGCACCCAAGGCCGAACAGGUCGCCUGGAUGCUCUUCACUGGGAAGCUGUGGGAGAUUGUGGCCUGGUUCGUCUCCAUGGCCCUCUACAUCGCCAUCACAUGUCACGUCAGGAAACUGAUGCGAUGUAUGGAGUGCACCGCUCUGUUCACCCCCGGAACAAUGGAUGCGAUUGAGCGCUCAACCAAGCGGCUGACCCUCAUUCCUCUCAUAUUCUUCCUCCUGAGGAUAUGGGGGACGCUCCGAUUCUUCUUGGUGGUCAUACUGGAGGUGCAAAUGUCCCCCGUGACAAACGCCGUGCUCAUGACUAUGCAGGGUUUCGGAGACAGCAGCGUGGGAUUCUUCAACAGCGUCAUCUAUUGCCUGUCGACGGCAUUCAUCCGAAGGAAGAUGUGUUGCUGUUGUCGAAAGGACGAGCACCUGAGACCGGACACAAAUGAAACAAACACCGUACGGUUUCAAAAGUUCUGAUCAUCUGAUUU
Molecule: messenger RNA, 1512 nt
Organism: Lineus longissimus
Lineage: Eukaryota; Metazoa; Nemertea; Pilidiophora; Heteronemertea; Lineidae
Product: G-protein coupled receptor 157-like
Exons: 4
Coding region: 401-1501 (366 amino acids)
Biological process (GO): adenylate cyclase-activating G protein-coupled receptor signaling pathway; cell surface receptor signaling pathway
Cellular component (GO): plasma membrane
Molecular function (GO): G protein-coupled receptor activity
Source: RefSeq, a predicted model, not a curated record